UUACUAUUUGUAUUUUAUCGUACAGAUAAUAAAUCAGUAGAUAAAAAAUCAUUAAAAUGUAAAACAUCUUACUAGAAUGUGUUUUUCGGACAAUAUUAAAUUUGUAGUAUCAGCUUUUAAUAUAAUUUUUAUCCUUAUUGGUGGUGCUCUCUUAUCAAUUGGCAUUAUCUAUAAACUAAGUUUUGAUCAAUUAUUUCAAGCUAUUCCAGAAUCCUACAAUUAUUUGGAGCUUAUACCCAUUUUAACUGUUAUUGUCGGUGUUGCUCUUUUAAAUACUGCUUUAUUCGGAUUUAUUAUCAUUUCUUUUGAACGUUUCCAACGUUUCCGUCUUAAUACAAUUUUCUGUGUCAUUAUUUUGCUUAUUUUCACUUUCCAAGUAUGUAUAGGGAUUUUUGCACUCAUACAAACUAAAGAUGGGGAUGAUCUUUCGAAAAGUAUUAUUAACACAACAGACACACUUUUUAAUAAAAACGAACAUGGAGACCUCAUUAAUUCAAUCCAAAUCAGCUUAAAGUGUUGCGGAACAUACGGACCAACCUUUUGGAACCAGACAUUAAACAAACCAUUUCCUGAAGCAUGCUGCUCUGACAAAAUCUGCUCAAAUGUGUACACCACCGGGUGUCAAAGUUCGAUUUUAAAAUUUCUUCUAAGUAGUUGUACAAUUACUGGUAUUACACUUUUAGCCUUCUCUCUAAUUGAGGUAAUUGGAACUAUUUCUGUGUGUUAUUUGACCACAAAUAAGAGAAUUAGAAAAAGAAAUUAUGGUUAUCGUCUGACGGAAGAAGAUGAUUAAAAAUUAUCAAAACACUUAAUCAUAUUUUCUCGAAAUAAAAAAGAUAAAAACAUAUUGCAAUGUGUGUGUAUAUUCCCCACUUUUAGUAACACCUUUUCAAAUGCUGAUAUCGCUAGAUAAGC
Tribolium madens (black flour beetle) is the source of this 915-nucleotide messenger RNA. Its product is annotated as tetraspanin-36-like. The record is from RefSeq and is a predicted model, not a curated record. Gene Ontology annotation, cellular component: membrane. The transcript has 4 exons. NCBI's taxonomy places the organism in Eukaryota, Metazoa, Arthropoda, Insecta, Coleoptera, Tenebrionidae. Bases 77 to 793 code for a protein of 238 amino acids.